UCUGUGUGUUGUCUUCUCCGCCACUUCUCAGGUUCCUACUGCUAACCUAACAUGACCUUACCUUACCCACGUAGUCCACCCACGCAUGCGAUGUGAUUGCACACGCCUCGAUCCUUUCCGUAUAUAACCACCAUCCUCCCGCCUCCUCGUAUGGCCGCCUGGCAACAUCGUCUCAUCUACUUUCGCGACUUCGCAUAUCCUUCCCAACCUCACCGCUCUCGAAUGCCAAACUCAGACAUCGGCGACGCGCCUGCUGGCUCGUUUGCAGCGUACGUAAAUGGCUCCGUUACUACUCUACCUACUCCUCCUUUAGAUCCUUUGGAUAGAAUACACAAAACUGCCCUGGUGGCGGAGGAGUUGGGUGCUGAAUCUGGCUCCGACAGUGAGCAAGGUUCCAAGUCGUCUUCGCGACGCUCCUCGUCCGAUUCGACUCGAAGACAUUCUCACUCUCGACCGACCCUCGCUCAUCGCAUCUACACUCAGAACCUCCGCGUUCAAGCAAAUGCUAAAUCCCUCCGCGCCAGGCUCCUCUCCGGUCCUUUGGUCGAUAUCUAUGUUGGUCACUCCAAGAAACACUGGUCGCUGCACCGAAAUCUCCUCUGCCAUCACUCCGAAUACCUUACACAUGAGCUUCUACCUACCAGUGAGAACGAAGAUCCCGAAUCAAGCAUAGACCUGCCAGACGACGAUCCAUCCGGUUUUGAGCUGUUGGUCAAGUGGUUAUACCAAGGAAAGCUUGACGAUGUCUCUAACAUAUCUGAUCCAUACCAGCAGUAUGACUAUGCUGUGGCUUGCCAUGCCCUCUGGCUGAUAUGUGAUCGUUUUGACAUGCCACAACUGAAGAACCUAGCAAUCGAUCAAUUCCGCCAGGGCCUGUAUGAAGCCGAACUCGUACCCGACGCUGAAGAAAUCAACUUCAUCUACCGCAAAUCUAAAAAGGGCUCUCCAUUUCGACGCCUAAUGACCAAGAUUGCUGCCAGACAAAUUAUGGAUCCUCAUGCGAACAAGGAUGCCACAUCCUACCUGUCUUGCUUUCGAGAUGAUCCUGAAUUCGCUGUAGAGCUCGUCAAUACUAUUAAGAAUGAUUCCGGUGGUAUGCUCUUUGAAGAUCCCACGGAGAGCGGCGAUGCGUGUAUCUACCAUGAUCACCAUGAUAGUCCGGAUUGUCAUCAGAAAGGGAAGCCCCGCACAGGUACCUGAAAGCUAUUCUUCACUUCAGUUAUGGUUCUGGUCUAUGCCCACUGGCUUAUCUUGCUCAUCACCCUGUUUUUACUUGCGGCUUGUUAAUCGAUGGCCUAACUCCAGUUCUUUCA
Molecule: messenger RNA, 1313 nt
Organism: Pseudovirgaria hyperparasitica
Lineage: Eukaryota; Fungi; Ascomycota; Dothideomycetes; Acrospermales; Acrospermaceae
Exons: 1
Coding region: 151-1200 (349 amino acids)
Molecular function (GO): protein binding
Source: RefSeq, a predicted model, not a curated record